Messenger RNA from Suillus paluster, 3938 nucleotides. RefSeq names its product ATP-dependent RNA helicase. The transcript has 22 exons. The coding region runs from base 46 to 3732 and encodes 1228 amino acids. Gene Ontology annotation, molecular function: ATP binding; RNA binding; RNA helicase activity. NCBI's taxonomy places the organism in Eukaryota, Fungi, Basidiomycota, Agaricomycetes, Boletales, Suillaceae. Gene Ontology annotation, biological process: nuclear-transcribed mRNA catabolic process, 3'-5' exonucleolytic nonsense-mediated decay. Gene Ontology annotation, cellular component: Ski complex. The record is from RefSeq and is a predicted model, not a curated record.
CUUCCGAUGUGACCUUGCGCUUGAUCUCUAUAAUAACAGAACGAGAUGGCUGAGACCAUACCAGAUAUCCGCGAACAUGUCAUGGAUCAGAUACUACACCCUCGGCGAGAGGACGCAGAUCAGAUACUGGAAGAUCUUGAACUUGCUGGCUUCCCUACUCGAGACAAGGUCCAUCAGGAAAUUGAAGCCAAGUUACUCCUUCCACCAGACAGGAUACCCGAGCACUGGCUUCCAACGUAUCAGAUAACCUGGCAGCCUGAGAUUUCCAUACAAUCACUAUUGACCUUAGAACCCUCGCCACCGCCGACAAGUCUUACAUUCCUGCGUGCAGGUCUCGAAGGACGCGUCAUCGGUUAUGCAGAAACACCAAAUGCACCAGUUUCGACAGCGCUCACAUCGACAUCUAUGGACCGUGCUCCUGCCCCAGUUGCCAACUUUGUCAGGGGAAAAUCUGGAUAUGUUCCCUUCAAGCCUGGUGGGCUUGACGAUGUGAUUCUGGCAGCAAAACAGACCACAGCAGAGCCGAUCAAAGGGUUGCGGACCAUUCCACCGGGGUUUUCGAGAGGAUUGCGACUUCCGGGAGAUGAUCCGGAAGAUGAGGCGUUUGCCUCCCUCGGUGAUACCGGUGGUGCUAACGAGGAUAAGCCCAUUGAUGAAAGUCAUGUGAUGGAUGAAGAACGAGACUUUUUACCCAAUGGCGACAGUUUCGGAGAAAUUGAUGAGCUCUUGCCAACGACGCGGACACACCUACGACCAUCAAAGGCUCCCCGACGGACGAGAAGACCCAAUGUAGUCAAGCGCGACUGGGCGCAUGUGGUUGAUAUCAACAAGCCUAUGACCAACUUUCAUGAACUGGUACCAGAUAUGGCACACAAGUAUCCUUUCGAGUUGGAUACUUUCCAGAAAGAAGCGGUGUAUCACCUCGAAAUGGGAGAUUCUGUCUUUGUCGCAGCGCAUACCUCCGCCGGGAAAACUGUCUUGUCUUCCAGUGCCAUAUACACAUCGCCGAUCAAAGCGCUGUCAAACCAGAAGUUCAGAGACUUCAAGCAAACCUUCUCGUCGUCAUCUGUCGGAAUACUUACAGGGGACGUGCAAAUCAAUCCAGAAGCGAGCUGUCUAGUGAUGACAACUGAAAUCCUGCGAAGCAUGCUGUAUAAGGGCGCGGAUCUGAUUCGCGAUGUCGAAUUUGUGAUUUUUGACGAGGUGCAUUACGUCAAUGAUGCAGAGAGAGGUGUGGUGUGGGAGGAAGUCAUCAUCAUGUUACCCGAUCACGUCAACAUUAUCCUCCUGUCGGCAACUGUUCCCAACAGCAAAGAGUUUGCUGACUGGGUAGGGCGGACCAAGAAGAAGGACAUCUAUGUGAUCUCUACGGCGCAACGACCUGUACCCCUUGAGUAUUAUCUUUACGCCGGUAGGGACAUGUUCAAAAUCGUAGAUGCUUCUAGGAAAUGGGUUUCACGGGGGUACCAAGAUGCGGGCGAUGCUCUCAAGAGGAAACAGGACAAGGAACGAGACGCUGCAGGUCUACCUCCUGUACAGCGUGUCGGUGCUCGAGGCGCUGCAAGAGGUGUGCAGCGUGGCGCAGCACCAGCACGCGGUGGUCAACGCGGCGCAGCCCCGAAUGGGUCUGCACCCCGUGGGCGUGGCGGCGGACAGUCUAGGAUCAUUCACACUGGAACAGACAAGAAUCUCUACGUGCACCUACUAAAUCAUCUUCAGAAAAAGGGGCUUCUUCCUGUCGUCGUGUUUACUUUGUCAAAGAAGCGUUGCGAAGAAAAUGCUUCAACACUUACCAACGCAGAUCUGUGCACAUCCGUAGAGAAGAGUGAAGUACACGUCGCCGUCGAAAAGGCGCUUUCACGAUUAAAGGGGUCGGACAAGAAACUCCCGCAGAUCACUAGGAUGAGGGACCUACUGUCACGAGGAAUUGGUGUUCAUCAUGGUGGUUUGUUGCCCAUCGUCAAAGAGGUUGUGGAGAUAUUGUUUGCACGUGGGCUCGUCAAGAUUCUGUUUGCCACAGAGACAUUCGCUAUGGGUGUUAAUAUGCCCGCAAGAUGCGUUGUAUUCUCUAACAUACGCAAGCAUGAUGGGCGCAGCUUUAGAGACAUUUUGCCUGGCGAAUACACCCAAAUGGCAGGUCGUGCUGGACGGCGAGGUCUGGACCCUACUGGAACGGUGAUUAUUGUUGCAAAUGACAAGCUUCCUGAGCAAUCAUCCCUCAUGAACAUGAUGCUCGGCACACCCGGAAAACUGCAGUCGCAGUUCAGGCUCACCUACAAUAUGAUACUAAAUUUGCUUCGUGUGGAGGCACUGCGCGUCGAGGAAAUGAUCAAACGGAGCUUUUCCGAAAAUUCUUCGCAGAGACUGCUUCCUGAACAUCAAAAGCAAGUUGCAGAGCAUGAGAGGACACUUUCUAAAAUGCCUAAACUCGAAUGUGAUGUUUGCUUGGGCGAUAUUGAGCACUAUUACGAUCUUUCCCUUCAGGUCGUUGGCUUAAACAUCAAACUUUGCACUAUGGUGACAUCCAGUCCUUCAAAUGCUAACCUGUUUGGCUCAGGGAGGGUUGUCAUCUUAAGAGACGGCCACUUUAAACGAGGCAAUGUCGGUAUUUUGCUUAAACCAGAUCCGCGGCAAGCAAGUUCAUUCGCGGGGAAACUGUUUUUCGUGUUGGCUAUGGUCGAUCAAGAAACGAAGUUAGGUGACAAAGAUGUCGACGAUCGAGCUCUGCCGCCGAGAUGGCCAUUGGGUCCCGCUUCAUUAGAAGUCGAGAACCUGACAUACGACCUAAGAAGUGUCCCUCUCGACAGUAUUUCUAUGGUGACUUCCGAGACUAUGAAGGUCGACGCAACUGGAAUUGUCGAUCACCAUAAAAAAUCUUUGAUGCUUGAGAUCAUCAACUCGCUGCAAUUCCUUGUCCAAAACUGGAGGUCUGCUGGAACCAUACCAGAGGUUAUUUGGGAUCGCAUACGAACACUAGAUUUCCAGGAGGCAUUACGCAGGAGAAAUGACCUUGCCAAACGUCGCCAAAGUUUAUCGUGUACGCUGUGCGGCGACUUCGAUGAUCAUUAUCUCAUUCUUCAUGGUCAGAAGACGCUACGCGCUAACAUCGACAAGCUCAAGAUGGCAAUUUCCGACCAGAACCUCGACCUUAUCCCGGACUAUGAACAACGAAUUGAGGUUCUAAAGGAGUUGAAGUUCAUUGACGAAAAUUCAACUAUUCAACUGAAGGGUCGCGUGGCCUGCGAGAUCAACUCUGCAAACGAGCUUAUCGUCACUGAACUUAUACUCGAGAAUACUCUAGCGAACUAUGAGCCAGAGGAGGUGGUUGCUCUUUUAUCUUGCUUCGUCUUUCAAGAAAAGACAGAAGUGGAACCUGCUGUGCCGAUCAAACUUGAGGAAGGCAGAGAUGCAAUUCUUGCGAUCAGUAAUAGAGUGGGAGGUGUACAAGACCGCCACAAGGUUUCGACAGAAGGACUCAGAUCAAGCUUGAAAUUUGGUCUCAUGGAAGUGGUACAUGAAUGGGCAAAGGGCAUGCCCUUUGAUCAGAUAACAGCCUUGACUGACGUUCCGGAAGGUACGAUUGUGAGGGUUAUAACGCGAUUGGACGAGACCUGCAGAGAAGUCAGGGAUGCUGCGCGGGUGAUUGGGGAUAUGGACCUGUUCAAGAAACUGGAAGAGGCUCAAGUAAAAAUCAAGAGGGACAUCGUCUUCGCUGCCAGUCUGUACUUCUAACCAACACAGGGGUGGCUGUACAGUAUAUGUAGUUUUUAGACUCCGCGGGAGUUGAACGCUUGAACGUUGAGAUUAUAAGAUUCCUAAUAGCGACGAAGUUGAUUUGGCCGAAGUUGACGCGAAACCUUCUCAUAUCCUGUACAUACACAAUACUACAAUCCUGCUCCCAGCAGAAUGGAAACACUCUCCACAAGCGAUACCGAUGC